AACAUGCCACCAAAGGUUAGUUCUAAGGGAGCCAAGAAAGCCGGUAAGGCAAAGGCCGCACGUGUCGGCGACAAGAAGAAGAAGAGGAGGAGGAAGGAAAGUUACAGCAUCUACAUCUACAAGGUGUUGAAACAGGUGCACCCCGACACUGGUAUCAGCAGCAAAGCUAUGUCCAUCAUGAACAGCUUUGUCAACGAUAUCUUCGAGAGAAUCGCCGCUGAGGCAUCCUGUCUCGCCCAUUACAACAAGCGAUCCACCAUCACCUCUCGGGAGAUCCAGACCGCUGUCCGUCUCCUCCUCCCCGGUGAAUUGGCUAAGCACGCCGUCUCUGAGGGUACCAAGGCCGUCACCAAGUACACCAGCUCUAAGUAG
Molecule: messenger RNA, 372 nt
Organism: Haliotis rubra (blacklip abalone)
Lineage: Eukaryota; Metazoa; Mollusca; Gastropoda; Lepetellida; Haliotidae
Product: histone H2B, gonadal-like
Exons: 1
Coding region: 4-372 (122 amino acids)
Cellular component (GO): nucleosome
Molecular function (GO): structural constituent of chromatin; DNA binding; protein heterodimerization activity
Source: RefSeq, a predicted model, not a curated record